Molecule: messenger RNA, 2243 nt
Organism: Larimichthys crocea (large yellow croaker)
Lineage: Eukaryota; Metazoa; Chordata; Actinopteri; Sciaenidae
Gene: tmem255a
Product: transmembrane protein 255A
Exons: 10
Coding region: 301-1344 (347 amino acids)
Source: RefSeq, a predicted model, not a curated record
AACCAACCAGCAAGAAGCGACCCACCGUCCUUACACCGACACGCCGUGAGGACAGAGACCGACAGACGUAUCAACAGCCGCGGGGAUGUGAACGAGACAGACUCGGUCUCAGCGGGGGGACGGAGGGCAGUUGUCGGAGAAUGCAAGAGCAAGCGAGCACGCCGCUUGUGUUUUCUCACGAUUGUGAACAGUCAGCUCCGAUUUAUAAAGCGAAUAACACUGAGUCGUGAUUGUUUUUUUGUUUUUUUUAAUUUCCAAGAGGACAGACCGGCGGACUGCGUUAAACAUCCUCCAGCCAGCAUGCCUCCUGCUCAGAGCCUGCAAUCCAGCGGACUGACGCUCUCUGAGACGAGCAUUGGCUCCUUUAAGAGGAGGAAGAGGAAAUCUAUAAUAGUGACAGUGCUGCUGCUCAUUGUAUCUGUGCUCAUCCUCAUCUUUGGCCUUGCAGCGACAACCAGGACGCAGAACAUCACAGUGGGCGGCUACUACCCAGGAGUCAUUCUGGGCUUUGGCUCUUUUCUGGGAAUUAUCGGCGCUCAUUUGAUAGAGAACAAGCGGCAGAUGUUAGUGGCGUCUAUCGUCUUCAUCAGUUUCGGAGUGGUGGCUGCCUUCUGCUGUGCUAUUGUCGAUGGAGUUUUUGCUGCGAGGCACAUUGACCUCAAGCCUCUGUAUGCUGGUCGCUGUGACUAUCACUUCAGUGAGACUGCAUCUGAGCGCGAUGUGCCCUGUCAUCCGACAUCAUCGCGGUCUUCCUGUAACCUGCGCGUGAAGAGCAACACCUGCUACUGCUGCGACCUCUACAACUGUGGGAAAGAACAUCCUCUUAUGGGCCUUCAGAAUAAAGAUGUUUUGAAAAAGUUUAGGAAAUCAUCCAUGAUUUGGAAGGCUAGCCGUGUUGAGGUCAUUGGAGGCUACCAUGAAUACACGGACGUGAAGAGCUGCCAGGACGUGGUGCACCUCUAUCACCUGUUAUGGUCUGCUACCAUCCUCAACAUCGUGGCCCUCUUCCUGGGCAUCAUUACUGCUGCAGUGCUGGGAGGCUUCAAAGACAUGACUCCCUCUGCUGCCUCGGAGAGUACAUCUGAACCAGAAGCCAUCACAGCUCCGGUCCCAUCAGAGCCUCCUCCACCCACCACUUCCCUCAACUCGUAUUACAACACUGCCCCCUGCCUGCCGCCUUACACUGCCUACGACCUGCAGGGCUCCUACAUGUUUCCCGACUCCUCAGGCUUGUCAGAUGACUCCCAGUCUGGAGCCAGCCACCUGUGGCCCACAAUGGUCCCUCCUCGUUACUCUCCUCCUCACAACCAUCCUGAUGAGAAGCCCCCACCGUACAGCCCGUAACACAGCUUGGAGAUGCUGACCGAGUGGUUUUGAAUGCACAAUUCCUCUGGGCUCUUCCUCACAAUCGUCAAGAACUGUGUUGAAGGAAAGGAUGGGCCGACAGAGCACAUUAACUUUGAGUUCAGCCCAACAACACAAAGUGAGGGAGUGUUUGACUCCCGGGACACUGCUCACACUCAUACCUGCACUGUGUGUGUGUGUGCAUAUACACACUGAGAGAGAGAGACAACCGGUUCAAAGCCAGGACUGUUUACACAUCUAUCUGCCUUAAUGCAAACGGACUUCCAGUUCUGCAGCAACCUGAACUUAAACUCUCCUCCAGCUCACGCUUUAUGUUCCCCUCUCUUAACGUACAUAUUGUGAAUGCUUCCUGCCUCGAGUGGUAUAGACGGUACAGCACAGCUACGAGCCUACGAGUUAGAUGAAAGCUUCCCCAAUCUGAAUCAGCUAGAUAAUUUAGAAAAAAACAAACAAAAAAACAGUAGAGUUGUAAGCCCAAGCAGUCGUUUCUCUAGCAGUCAAUAGUGUCAUUGUACAUUAUUAAAGGCAAUGUUAAUGGAGGUGUUACAUGCUCAUCAUGUAUGUACAGCAGUAUGAUAUACAGAUGCUCCUUUAGCAGUUAAGCCUAAGGUAUACAAACAGAUUAUGGUAUCUAUUUAUAAACUCAUCAGUUUAUGUUUAAAAUAUCUUGAUCGAUGUGUGGUGAAUUUCGCAGAGCAGUUUAUGAAGAAUGAAUAAGCUAUUCUGCCGUAGUUGUUAAGUCAGGAUGGUUAACAACUACACUCCAACUCCUAUUUAUUGUGUUUUCACGGAAAGCUGCAAACCAGGUAGGCAUAUAUCUUCUCUCUCUCUCUUUUUGUUAGUAGUAGUAAUGUGUGUGUCGUCUUUGUCAGAAAAAA